Messenger RNA from Aedes aegypti (yellow fever mosquito), 1396 nucleotides. RefSeq lists its product as uncharacterized. The record is from RefSeq and is a predicted model, not a curated record. The transcript is spliced from 2 exons. The coding region runs from base 205 to 1236 and encodes 343 amino acids. NCBI's taxonomy places the organism in Eukaryota, Metazoa, Arthropoda, Insecta, Diptera, Culicidae.
UUCGAACUCGCCGCCGCCAGAAAAAUCCGUUGCAGUUUUUGUUUGCUUCCGCUAGGUAAAGCAAGUUCCUCUUGUUUCGCGAAAAUCUGCUAAAAUAUAUAAAUUAAAAUCAAAUCGUGGGCAUUGUUGGCUCUCAAGUGAAGUUGUUCGGUGGAUAGAACGUUGAUUCGUACAGUUUGUGAUCCAUUUCAAGCCGAGAAAAAUAUGGGAAUUUUCCACAGCAAGAUUGCACCCGACAGCAAAACAAUCGAACAGCUGAACAAUUUCGAUGAUCCGCGAUCGCCAACCGUUAACAUCAACCGUAGCCCAAUUGGGCCGGAGCUUGCAUCUGACAAACCCAUCAUUACCAAAGUGCGAGAUCUAACGGCAGACCUUACGGAACUGCUGGACAAUGUACAAACUCCCGACCGGCUCCCAACGGAAAAGCUACAAUCCGUCUUGGAUCCUCGCUCCCCUGGCAUGUUCCUGAGAACUCCUUUGGUAUUGGACGAAUCGGGUGCUUCCAACAUCAGUUUGCGCGGCAGUUCCAUCGAAUACGAAGAAAUUGACUGCGAUGGCGAGCUUUCGUUCAAGGAUUGCACCGCAACGGACAUUUCGGAAGUGCUUAGUGUCGGUCCCGCCGAUGGCAGUGGAAGCAUUUUCAGCAAUACUAGUUUGAACACGGAAUUGAAGGCUGACAUCGAUAGCAUUAUCCAGAAGCUGUACGACGCAGGUAGCAUAAAAGACCCACGUUCUCCUUCGGUUGACAUCCAGAGGACACCGAUCGUUUUCCAAGAAGAGGUAGAACCGAAUCCCAUUGAAGACAAAGAGGAGAUCGAGAGCGAAACAAAGGAAGAAACGAAUGUAGAACAGCCACAUGUCCAGCAAGAACAGCAGGAGAUCACAUACAAAGCAAACGAGGAAAAAACUACGGCGACCAAGCCAUCGACGAUCAUCCAUCAGGACGAGGACAUCACUACACCGGUACUGGCCGUUACCACUACCCCUAAGCGAAACAAGUCGGAAUUGAGCGCACGCAAGAUCGCCGGUGGUCCUCGUACGCCACUGGGGUGCGUUACGAAUGUGCAACCACUCUCUGGAAGCAUCACGGGACACGAUGUGCUCCGCAAGACGGCACUGAUUGGCCAGAUGAAACUGGGGAGUUCCGCUGGGAUGAUGAUGUCCUCCAGUGCGGAGGCUCCCGUUGCAAAGAAACUACAAACGCGGUCCAAAAUUCCUACCUUCAGGAUGAAAUGAGUCAACGGAGCUACUGUAUGUAUGUAUUCAUUGGUUUUGGUUAGGACUCAUUAAAAUCGACUGUCGCAUUGAGUUUCGAUUCAUUUUUUUAUAUUUUCUAUUAGUAUUUAGAUCAUUUCGAAUAAAAGCUUUAAGAAAACUUUUCCAAUAACUCUUCGAA